Clupea harengus (Atlantic herring) is the source of this 5366-nucleotide messenger RNA. RefSeq lists its product as uncharacterized. The coding region runs from base 1296 to 5366 and encodes 1356 amino acids. NCBI's taxonomy places the organism in Eukaryota, Metazoa, Chordata, Actinopteri, Clupeiformes, Clupeidae. The transcript has 10 exons. The record is from RefSeq and is a predicted model, not a curated record.
AGAAAGAAAAAAAAAAAAAAAAAAGAGUGUUCCAAGUUUAACUGGCUGAAUUGUGCUGACUGCUGCGGCCAGCAGGGGCGCGCUGGGAGGCAGAGACAGAAAAGCUUACAGCACCUGGUAUUCCCAAGCAAAUUCCCCUCCAAGUACCUAAGCGAUCGUCAGCCAUCCAAUGGUUGAGCAGAGCUGAGCAGAGCUGAGCAGCAAUCAGCCAAUGGUUGAGCAAUGCUGAGCAAAGCUCACGCUCAACAGACCAAUCAUUGAGCGAGGAUCGGAAAACGUCAUCUAGCUGUGUGAGCUGUUAUACAAAAAUACUGGUGGCCAUUGAUGAACGAUUGGACUGGUUUCUUUACUCUCAGGUACGUUUGGUAUAAUUAUGUGCUAAGUAAUGAAUGAAACUCGAUAUAUUUGUGGAUAAUUUGCCUGAUAUUCAAGGUUUUACUUGAUAAUAUAUCUUGUUAGCGCCGUACUGACACUAAUUUUCUAGCUCCGCUUGUUGACAUUGAAAUAGCUAACCGCUAGGGGUUGAUCUCUCUGAAAUGCGUUUAAAAUGCGACCAGACUAUUGAUUUUACAUGUUGAGACCUUGAAGAAUGUACUACUACUGUGUGGACUCUAAAUGUAAAGCUUAAAUAUGCUUUAGAUGCGUUAGAAUAUCAACCGCGAUUAGCAUGCUAAAUGCAUUGAAAAUGAAUGAAUGAGCUAGCAAUCACUGGUGUUAUGACCUGACGAUCCCUGGCAAUUCUUCAAAAACGUGAUCUGACACUCUAGCUAACUUCUUAAGACCAUAGAGAUGGUGUUACAACAGUGUGGGGUUGAAAUUCGAUGUGUAAAUAUGCUUUAAAAGUGUAAACAUGUCAACCGCGAUUUGCAUGUUAAAAACAGUGAUGAAUGAAUGGGCUGUUUUUGGUUACUACUUUUACGAGGGCUGCUGGGAUUCUAAAAAUGUAUUUAAGCCCUCAUCAGCUUUUAGUUUUACUCAUUUAUUCAUGUUGUACUGUACCAGAUGAAACAUGGUGAAGACAAUCCCUGGAAAUUCUUCAAAAACGUGAUCAGACACUUUAGCUCACUUCUUAAGACCAUAGAGAUAGUGUUACAACAGUGUGGAGUUGAAAUUUGAUGUGUAAAUAUGCUUUAGAAAUUUAAAUAUGUCAACGCUAUUUGCAUGUUAAAAACAAAGUGAUGAAUGAAUGGGCUGUUUUUGGUUACUACUUUUACGAGGGCUGCUGGGUCUCUAAAAAUGUAUUUAAGCCCUCAUCUGCUUUUCAUUUAUUCAUGUUUUACUCUACCAGAUGAGUCAUGGAGAAGUUUAAACAUCGGUGCAGCGUGUGCGACAAGACUUUCACUGAAAAGUCCAACCUGACGAGGCAUCUGAAGAUCCAUGCUGUCGCCAGGAAGACCUUUGACUGUGAUGUCUGCAGUAAGAGCUUGACCACCAAAUCAUCGCUGGUCAGCCAUCAACAGCAACACCAGUACCCCAACAUUGUUUUGUACCGGCAAGGAGAGGCCAGGCUGAAGUGUACAGAGCCAGCCAAGUCUGUGUCAGAGGCCCCCAGCACCGUUGUUGACCCUACAUGGCUGGAUCCCAAGACAGCAGAGGCGAUGGCCAAGAGAUCCGGGGGUGAGCUGUGGAAAGGUCAGCUGGUCAUUGUGUUCGGGAAGUACGCCGGUCAAACGUUCAGGUGGCUUCUAGAAAACGAUGUCGGCUGGCUGGUGUGGUUGCUGUUCCAGUACUGCCAGCAGGGAGAGCAGAACGAGCUGCUGAAGUGGCAGAAGGAGCGACUGCUCGAGUACGCCAAAGAGUUCCCUCCUGUCACAUGGCACCUUGAGAGGAGGUUGAAGAAAGUGCAAUCGAAGCCCGACCUCUCUCAGCAGGACCCAAACUACGCCAGCGAUGCCGAGUUGUUGACUGCUGCAGAGAGUGUCCUGGACAGGUCCGAGGCAUCGGUCAGCACGCAGCUGACCACCUGGGGAGACCUCGCCAGCUCUGUGUGCCAGGACGACAGGCCCGGACCCUUGUCCCUCCGAGAGACCUCGGAACCCAAUGGCGUCGUGCUGGAGGGCUGGCAGAAGUUCUGGGAGCAGCCGCCUGAAUCCGCCCAAGCCCUUGGUAUAGUCCCUGCGAACAUCAAGUGGCUGAAGACCAAUGAGACCUACGGGCUGUUUGAGAGGGCGUCUAAGUAUAAGAAUGUUAGGGGAGAGAUGGCCGAGAGGAAGCUCUUUAAGGAGAAGAUGGAGUUCCACCCGCCCCCACCUCCUAUGGCCGUCAAGGGAGCUGUGCCCAACAUGCUCUCCUUCUUCACCACCCCUGCCUUCUUCUGGCGCCCGGUCGGCGUGAUGAAGGCAUUGAUCCGCUGCCCCAACACCAACUGCCCCGCACCGCCAGAGUACUACCUGGAGAAGAGAGGGUACGGCAGCUACGCCAGGCAAGUGUACGGCUUGAACUUCCUUUACACCCUGCUGACCGAGAGGUUGAUGUGCAAACACUGUCUCAAGCUGAGGGAGGAGCCGAGCCAGACGCAGGCGGACGACGAGGAGGACGGCGCCCACCGUGCCCAGCUGCAGUACACCUGGCUGGCGUACAGUCCGAAAAUUCUGAUGAACCUUGCCCCGGCCAUCAGAAGCAUGUUCCCUGCCAUAGUCUGUGGCAAGCGUGCUGUGGACAGGAGUGUCGUCACCCUGAUGAGCGACCGACUCAACGCUGUGUCAAUGAGCAAGGUGCAGAGGCUGCUGCAGCAGGGCCACGACGAGUGGUACGUGGAGCGUCGGGACUUGUACCAGACUCUCCUGUACGAUGCCCACACGUCGGCGGCUGGAUCGUCUCAGCAAGGCAUCCUGUCGUUUGCCAGAGCAGCCGGCACUUACACCCCUCCCAUCGCCCCGUCUCCCCUUCCGUCUGCUCGGGUCCUGAGGCGUGCGCACCUGAUCCUGGAGAUGGAGAAGAUGCCCGUGUACAGGGACCAAAUCCUCAGUACGACUGGGGAAAUCCUGUGCAUCGACGGCACAAGGAAGAUUCUCAAGAAGAUCUACGGCGACGGCCAGGGCACCAUGCAGUACGUCACCAGCGUGCUGAAUGAGUGGGGUCAGUUCUUGACCACAGUGGUGGUGGCGUCCGAGUCCGAGGGCUGCUACGCACGCAUGGCCAGAGGUCUGGUCGCCCGCUUUCGCCGUGCCAACGCUCCUGCUCCAAAGGUGGUGUACGCGGACAACAACUGCUGUCGUGACAGCGGUUCGUCGUUUUUGGAGAAUCUGUUUGGUGACUGGGUGAAGAGGGGUACCGUCAUCAGGCUGGACAUCCGCCACUGGCUGCAUCGCUGGGAUGCCGUCGUGAUCAAGCAGAGCCACGCCAAGUAUGGGGCUUUCAUGAGUGCCAUGGCGGGUGCCGUGCUCGCCUACAACAAGGCGGACAUGAUGCUUCUUGUCCAGGCGGUCAGGAACGGUAACCCAGAGCUCUACGGCAGGUACUCUGAUGAGGAGAUGAUGGCCUUCCUCAAGCCUUAUCAGAUCAGGUCGUAUGUAAGGCGUAUUACCUGUGGGGUUGUGGAGACUGCUUUAGUGAUAGAGUCCAUCCUUGCUGAGUUCCGGGGACCAGCCGGCCUUGACAUCGAUGGCAUUCACCUGUUCAAGUCGCCAGAGGCAGUCGACGCUCACUGGGCAGUUGCGAGCAAGCACCUCAGUUGCAUGCAGGAUCCCCCUGGCAUACCGCUGUAUGUGUCUGUGAAGGUGGUGGUGAUGAACGGCGUCCGACUGAACAAGCACAAGUGCCGGCGAGGCAGCAACUCUCUGGAGGGGUUGCACGCCCACCUGUUCAACGCCGUCCCUUCACAGCGAUGUGGGAUUAUGCCAUUCCAAGUAUACUUGGUAUCCUUUGCCAUGCAGUGGAACCACCGCAUGACAUCGCUCCGUGUCGCUGGUGGUCAUGGCCAGCAGACGUCGUGCUUGGACGCGCGGCAGAUCCAGCGCGUCAACCAGCAAGCCGAGGUUCUCUUCGGCAAGGAACACGUCCUGGAGCCCAACUUUGCUGCACCGAUGCCGGUCCCCGAAGUGUACGAGCACCCCGACGAGGAGGAGCUCCUUGGUGUCGAGUACGCCAUGUGCCAGUCCACCAGCUUCACUGCCAGGGACUACUACGUGCAGAAAGUUGAGGAAGAGCAGUCGCGUGAGGAAGAGGAGGAGGAGGAGGAGGAGGAGGAGUCGGCUGAGCAGGGAGACGACGAGACUGCGGACGAGGGUCUCGGCAUGUCUUCUGAUACAGAGGAGGACCCGAUAGACAGAGUCUGUGGAAAGCACGUCGUCCUCACCCAGGCAGAACAGGCGGAAGAGGAGGACAGUCCUGCCCUGCAAGACGUGCUGAUGAGCCAUCGACAUCUGCAUCUGCCAGGUAUAGAGGAAGUGGAAGCACUGGCCUUGCUCCUCCUAGAACUGGCCGACAACAGCGACCACCACCUAGUGCCGGCUGACCUCAGGCAGAAGAUCGCCGCCACCGCCAGCUCUCUCCACGACCACGACAAGACCGCCGCCCGCUUCGUCAAGCGGUACGAGUCCAGGUGGGGCUACACUUUGUUCGGUCGGUGCCUUGGGGCGGACUCUCCCGAGACCAGAGCAGCCCAGAAAACAAAGUUUGGCUGCAUGAGGUACGCUCAGGCGGCACAGGUGACCGAGGACAGUCGCCUGCUCUACCUCCUCCUCAAGAUGCUGAAGAACCGAGCGCCGACCAAUCAGCUCACCUCCCCCAGCAAGAUCACGGCUUCUUUGAAGGGACAGUAUAAGAGGAUUGCAGACCGAGUCCGAGACGACCCCAUCCUCGGCAGUCUCCCCAUUCCACUUCCCAACUUGAACGCCAAGUCCAUCUCGACCUUCACUGCCAGGGAGGAGAAAAAGGCCAACUACGGGGCGACUGUACUGCCGAAGGUGACGCCUCACCUGAAAGUGCUGUCAGACGCACCGUUCCCAGAAGCUCCUGCACUGCCAACAUCCCUCCCACCGCCAGACCGGCCUCAGGUCCAGUACCAGCACGUUCAUCACGAGGCUGGAAAAAGACGUGGUGAGAAGCGGAGAUUAUUUGUUGAAGAGCCAGAGCCUGUGCCUCCUGUGAACCGGCCCGUUCAGCCCACGGCGUCAUCCUCCUUCACUCGGCCAAAGCCUACUGCGUCCACCCACCUCCAGCCAAAGCCUGCUGCGCCCACCUAUGGACCACCCCCUGUGUCGGCAGCACCCAUACUGCUGGUUCUCCCCGCACAGCCACAGGCUCCCUCCGUCCUGUUUUCGUGGGCCAUCGUGCAGCCAGAGCUUUGUACCUCCUGCACCAACAGUCAAGGCAUUCAUGCCGAACAAGUCCUCGCGGCCAUGUGGGGCUUGCCAUGUGCCUAA